Molecule: messenger RNA, 2254 nt
Organism: Verruconis gallopava
Lineage: Eukaryota; Fungi; Ascomycota; Dothideomycetes; Venturiales; Sympoventuriaceae
Product: eukaryotic translation initiation factor 2 subunit gamma
Exons: 5
Coding region: 316-1830 (504 amino acids)
Biological process (GO): positive regulation of translational fidelity; formation of translation preinitiation complex
Cellular component (GO): cytosol; eukaryotic translation initiation factor 2 complex
Molecular function (GO): GTPase activity; GTP binding; translation initiation factor activity
Source: RefSeq, a predicted model, not a curated record
UGAGGCGCAACACACCUAGUCAUAGUUAUUCGAGAAUAUCGACCUCCAAAAAUUUGGCCGUCUUGCAAACUUCUCAGCAAACACGCCAUACUACUUGCUCACCAGCCAGUCGGACCAAGGCUCUUUACCACGCACGAUAGUCAGGUCGAAGCGAAGGCGAACCCCCCACCGUCCAGGCGACGCGCACACUGCGAAAUAUCGCAACACUUUCCCGCACACAACACGCUUGAUCUCCACAGAGUCUUCGGGCAGAGAUUGACGAUCCGAGGAACAUCAGCCGACACAAGCACGACACUUUCAAGCAUCACGCCCACCAUGGCUGCGGACGAGAAGGUGUUACCGCCGGAGGACGUCGAGUCCGACAGCUCAUCCGAGUCAGAAGUCGAGCAAGACCGGGCGCCCAAACCGGCCCUCAAGAAGACGGCUCGGGAGCCAGAGCCGGUCGAGCGACCUGUCUUGCCAGAACAGCCUGAUCCCAAAGAUCUGGACUUGGCGAGCCUGACGCCGUCGACAGAUUUCAUCAUCGCUAGACAGGCCACCAUCAACAUCGGCACCAUCGGCCAUGUCGCCCACGGCAAGUCGACCGUGGUCAAGGCAAUCUCCGGCGUGCAGACGGUGCGUUUUAAGAACGAGCUGGAGCGAAAUAUCACCAUCAAGCUGGGCUAUGCGAACGCCAAAAUCUACAAGUGCGACAACGAGGCGUGUCCCAGGCCGACGUGCUACCGCUCGUACAAGUCGGAGAAGGAGGUGGAUCCUCCGUGCGAGAGGGAAGGAUGCACUGGCACCUAUCGAUUGCAGCGACAUGUUUCGUUCGUUGAUUGCCCUGGGCACGACAUUCUGAUGAGCACUAUGUUGUCAGGCGCUGCAGUCAUGGACGCCGCAUUGUUGUUGAUCGCAGGCAACGAGCCUUGCCCUCAGCCUCAGACCAGCGAGCAUCUUGCAGCCAUCGAGAUUAUGAAGCUGUCAAAUAUCAUCAUCUUGCAGAACAAGGUCGACUUGCUGAAGGAAGACACGGCACAAACGCACUACCAGAGCAUACUGAAGUUCAUCAAGGGCACUGUGGCUGGCAACAGCCCCGUGAUCCCUGUCUCUGCGCAGCUGAAGUUCAACAUCGACGCAAUCAACGAGUACUUGUGCACCAAGAUCCCGGUUCCCGUCCGUGACUUCACCCACAAGCCACACAUGAUCGUCAUCCGAAGUUUCGACGUCAACAAGCCCGGUGCCGAGAUUGACGACCUCAAAGGCGGCGUAGCCGGUGGCUCCAUUCUCUCUGGCGUGCUCAAGCUCGGCGACGAAAUCGAGAUCCGUCCCGGCAUCGUGUACAAGGACCAAGCCAGCGGCGAGGCCAGGUGCAAGCCCAUCUACAGUCGCGUCGUCACCCUCUUCGCCGAGCACAACGACCUCAAGUUCGCCGUUCCCGGUGGCCUGAUCGGUGUCGGUACCAGAAUCGACCCGACGCUCUGCAGAGCCGAUCGUCUUGUUGGUCACGUCCUCGGCCUGAAAGGAAACCUGCCGGACAUCUACGUCGAGCUUGAGAUCAACUACUACCUCCUCAGACGCCUCCUGGGCGUCAAGACUGCGGAUGGCAAGCAAGCCAAAGUCCAGAAGCUCUCCAAAGCGGAAGUGCUCAUGGUCAACAUUGGCUCGAGUGCUACCGGCGCAAAGGUCUCUGCCGUCAAGGCAGACGCAGCCAUUCUCACUCUCACGUCUCCAGCGUGCACGCAAAUCGGCGAGAAGAUUGCCCUGUCUCGAAGAAUAGAAAAACACUGGCGGUUGAUUGGUUGGGCAACGAUUCUCCAAGGCAAGACCGUCACGCCUGAGGAGGACUAGAACCUCUUUCCGCACGGAACGUGACGGAUACGGGGAUGGCAAUCACAUGCAAGGUCAUUCCUGUGCUUGCACGACGUGAGCGGGAGACAGACCUGCACGAAUGCGAGCACGCUACGAAUGUUACGCAUGAAGCAUGAGCGCUAGGAGGUAUCCGGCUGAGGGAAUCCUGCAGCGUAUUUUUUUUUUGUUGGGCAGGUCAUGAUGCAGAAACGUAUGCGGGGGGGGAGUGACGGACACAUAUUUACAUGGAUAGGGGAUCCUUGAUUGUGGGUAUGGUCGGGGAGCAUGGCAGCACCUUUUUUUUUGAAGUAUGUACAGCACAGCGAAGAGGUGCAGUAGACAAAAAAGUUUUAUUAGAACAACUGCAAAUGAGAAGAAGGGCAUAGCGGCUCAGUGCGCAAACCAUCGCACCUUUGGAUGUGCG